Messenger RNA from Hylaeus anthracinus, 2137 nucleotides. RefSeq names its product cuticle protein 19-like. Lineage: Eukaryota; Metazoa; Arthropoda; Insecta; Hymenoptera; Colletidae. Gene Ontology annotation, cellular component: extracellular matrix. Bases 509 to 1138 code for a protein of 209 amino acids. The record is from RefSeq and is a predicted model, not a curated record. The transcript has 5 exons.
AUUAAGUUAAAUUUGUUUUCGCUGAUCAAGUGAAUAUUCUUUUUAAUUAUUUUUUAUAUCGAGCACAAGUAUCUAAUUUUUCAUUUACAAAUAUACAUAUUUCUUCAUUCCAAUGUAUUAAAGAAAAAUUUGCAUGUACUCUUUUUCUUGGUACUGGUUAGACUAACCACUUAAAAAAAUCAACAAUUAUUUCUAUUUUUCUAUAAAUUAUUACAAAGUAUGUUAAUAUUUUUGAUAACAUAUUAUUGUCCCUGGAGAAUAUGUUACUUCACAGAACCUCGUUUCUGUUCGUGAGAGAUGCACAAAUUUUCUCAUUUGUUAUUAUCAUAAUUAGUAUAAUUUUUAUUGCUAGUACUGUAAUGAAACUUGAGAAACAGUGAAUCGCAGUGUGCUGCUGUGGCGCUGACGAUAGCCUGGAUAGUGCAUACAUUACGUAAAGCCUUUUAGAUUCUCAAAUUCUUCGUUAAAGUGCUCUUACGCAAGACGAGCGCAUAGAGUUUGAGAGACGAUGACGUUCCCACGAUUGCACGUUGCGCAUCCCUCGUUGUACCUAGAAGAGCCAAAAAAUAUUGUUAUCUUGUGCUGUUACUUCAGGCUGAUUAUCGCUGGCGCUCAUCAUCAGAGGUUCCCCUGCGCGCCAAUCGACGCGUUUUCCGUAAAUGGUGCAGCAGUUCCAGUUGCUUGUGCCUUUCAGCCAAUCGGAAGCAGAGUCGAACCACUUCCAUCUUAUGUCAAGGUCUCAACGCCAAUCGCGUACAGGCCUCUACCAAAGACGUCGUCACUGGUAUACAUCGCUCCCCCAAUUUUCAAAACGGUUUCUGCUGUCUCUGCAUCCGAGACAAAAAGCGAAAAAGAAGCGGAGCACAUGGCCUAUCCAAGGUAUUCGUUCAACUAUGGCGUCCUAGAUGGAUAUACUGGCGAUUCAAAGUCAGCCUGGGAAGAAAGGGAUGGUGACACAGUGAAAGGUGAAUACUCCGUGGUUGAAGCAGACGGAUCAAUUAGGACAGUUACCUACACAGCGGACCAUCACAAUGGAUUCAACGCCGUUGUCACAAGGAACGAACCUCCGAAGAACCCAAAACAUGACGCCAACUUGAAAGCAUUUUUACCAGCAGUGAUUCUCUCUCACCCCCGUUAAAAAUAACAAUUCCCGAAGAUAAAUCGUACAAAUCGGUUGAAAUAUCCGUACAAAUUGCAACAUUGUUUAAAAAUACACUUUGUCGAAUAUUCGAAUAUAUAUGUGCAUAGAUCUCAGCAGUAUUCCUAUGUUCUUAUAAAAAUGUAAUAAAAAAAUGUUACAUAAAAGUAUUAUUAAUGGGUAGGCCGAGUUUUUCCAGAAAAGAUGAAUCCAAACGAUAAUAUUUUUCGGCUACUUUUAAGGAAGGGGGAGACCAGGAGAGUCUGGUUCAACCAAGGUUUUUUUCUAAUUUUUUCAGUUUUGUUUAGAUAUAAUUUAUUUUUAUUCUUGAAACUUUUUUCCAUAUAAAGUACGUUCAACGAAAAAAAUUUGACGUUGAAGAUUUAAUUUGAAUAUACAGGCUGUUCCAAAAAUGUUGUAACACCUUGAAAUGGGUGGUUCGGAAGGUGAUUUGGAACAACUUUUUCCUUAGCGAAAAUAUUGUCCGAGGCUUCGUUAAGGAGAUAUUAAGCGAAAACCCCGACCAAUCAGAGCGCGAGUAUGCCGGCGGACCGCUCACGGUAGCGUAGGCCACACCCUAGGCGUCCGCGCUCUGAUUGGUCAGGGUUUUCCGUUAAUAUCUCCUUAACGAAGCCUCGGACAACAUUUUCGCCAAGGAAAAAGUUGUUUCAAAUCACCUUCCGAACCAUCCACCUCAAGGUAUUACAACAUUUUUGGAACACCCUGUAUACAUAUACAGUAUCCCAGAAUUAGUGUAAGAACCGGAAGUGGGGAGUAGCUGAGACGAUUCUGAACAACAAUUUUCUUUGCAGAAAUGUCGGGUGACACUUCGUUUUUGAAUUAUUAACGAAAAACCACCGACCAAUCACUGCGCCCGAGUUGCGCGCGCUCAGCUGUGAGAGUAAAGAUGGCGACGUAGCUGGUUGAGCACGCGCUAAUCGGGCGCUGUGAUUGGUCAAUGCUUUUUAGUUAAUAAUUCAAAAACGAAGCGCCAUUCGA